UUGUAUUGCCAUUGAACACGGUCAAGAUAGAAAGAAUCAACAUGUGCUUGCCUUUUGUGACAUUUGUGUUAGCAACUGUUAUGCUGGUUGUGCACAGCCAUGGAUGUAAGGACUAUGACCUGUCGGCUUCAGAUCAGUCACUGAUAGAUAUGAUGAAACAUUACCUUCAUACGUCAAGGACAGACGAAUGUCCACCUCAAAGCAAAAUAUCCAAUUCAGGAGUGACCUUUACACGUUGGGGAAAGAACAGUUGUCCAAAGGGAGCUGACAUGGUGUAUACCGGGCAAGUCGGCGGAAAUCAAUAUGAUCAUAGAGGAGGUGGUGUGAACUAUUUAUGUCUCCCUGGUGAUCCAGAGAAUGGACAACAUCAAUCAUAUAGCAAUGAUCAGGUACAUGGAGGUGAAUAUGAACUUAGUUCAUCAAUGAAACCAUCAGGAUGGUCAGAAAGUAUGCACAACAAGGAAGUGCCAUGUUCUGUAUGUUAUCAAAAACGCAGAUCAGCUGUCGUGAUGAUACCAGGUCGAAAGACUUGCUAUAAAGGAUGGAACUCAGAAUACAAUGGUUACCUCAUGAGUGCUCAUAAAGGACAUUUCAAAAGAGACUACGCCUGUGUUGACAAAAAUGCAGAACCAUUGGAUAAAAAGAAUGGUGAUGAAAACGGAGCUUUGUUUUAUCCUCUCCGAACCAAAUGUGGAAGUUUGAGAUGUCCUCCGUAUACCAAUGAAGCAGAUGUUCUUUGUGUCGUUUGUUCCAAGUAAAAAAAAAAAAAAUAUACGAAACGAAAUUUUGUUUCUCCUGUCUAAA
Messenger RNA from Mytilus californianus (California mussel), 804 nucleotides. RefSeq names its product short-chain collagen C4-like. Lineage: Eukaryota; Metazoa; Mollusca; Bivalvia; Mytilida; Mytilidae. The transcript has 5 exons. The coding region runs from base 42 to 758 and encodes 238 amino acids. The record is from RefSeq and is a predicted model, not a curated record.